AUGGCUCCUCCUACUCCCAUCAUGAACGCAACUGAGGUAGAGCCUCUGCUUUCUAUUGCUAGGAACUGUUAUUUGUCCUCCCUUGUACAGAAUGAAUGCUAUUUUAACGGCUACGAUUACACUUGUGUACCCUUCAAACGAUUAUUUCAAGAGUGCAUUGUGCAUAAAAAAAAGGUACGUAUAGAAGUGACCACUUCGGAUACUAACAUGCAUUAG
Messenger RNA from Eremothecium sinecaudum, 216 nucleotides. RefSeq names its product Som1p (gene SOM1). Gene Ontology annotation, cellular component: mitochondrial inner membrane peptidase complex. The record is from RefSeq and is a predicted model, not a curated record. NCBI's taxonomy places the organism in Eukaryota, Fungi, Ascomycota, Saccharomycetes, Saccharomycetales, Saccharomycetaceae. The coding region runs from base 1 to 216 and encodes 71 amino acids. The transcript has a single exon.